CGUGCUCCUACCCGCCGCCGUUCCAACAACGUGUUCCUAGUCGCGCACUCGGCGUUAGCACUGCCCAACAUCUUCUAACCUCCGGGCAACUUCUCACUCCCGAAAAAGUGCCCGACAACCCUCCACAUAUUAUCCACCCCCGGAGCACAAACUAGGCUCCCGUACAAGCGCAUUACCCCAGAUUCGCAAUUCGACCACGUAUCGCCAGACUGCACGCGCCGCCCUAAGCCUCAACCACGAAACGAGACACCGAAUAUCAAACCCCUCGACCCUCGACCCUGAACCCAGAAAGGGGACACUAAGAAGGGAGACGUCCAACAACAUAGCGUACCACACCACACGCAUUCACACACAUCGCAAUCAUGUCAAGUAGAUUCAGCAGCCGCGCCGACGCGCGCGACGACCUCUUCUCCUCCUACAACCGCAGCGCCUCACCCUCGAAAUCAAAAAACAAAGCUCGCGCAAGCCCUUACAAUGCUGCUGGCGGCUACGGCUACACACCACCUUCCUCCGCCGACGGGCCAGGCUUUGGCGCAUAUCCUGGUGCUGGUGGGAGUAAGGCGAAUGGGAGCUUAUAUCCUGGGAGCGGAGGGAGUAGUUAUGGGGGUUAUGGUGUAGGGGGCGGAAGGGGGAGUGAUGAUGGAAGGGAUGGCAUAUAUCGGGCUGCGACACCGAAUUCAAGGGGACAGUACUCUGCGGCUGUGUUGGAUGAGUUGGAGAGCCAGAAUGAUGAGCAUGUUGGUGUGCUGACUAGCAAGGUCAAGAUGUUGAAGGACUUGACCCAUCUCAUCGGCGAUGAAAUCCGCGAUUCCACUAGUCUCGCCGAGAAAAUGAACGAUCAGUUUGAGAACUCGAGACAUAAGAUCAAGGGUACCAUGAAUCGUAUGUUGAGGAUGGCGCAAAAGACGGGCGUAGGCUGGAAAGCCUGGGUUGGGUUCUUUGCCGCGGUUAUGUUACUGUUUUGGUGGGUGUGGUUAGGUUAAUGGGGGAUGCCAGAACAAGAGGAAAGAUAGACUGGCGUAUACUUGACGUUGAUGAUCUAUUGACUAUAGAAAGAAACGUUUGGGAAAGAGGGGUUUGCAUUGCAUCGAGUCGCAUCUGGCAUGGUGUAAGGCGUUUGAUUGACAAAGUAUCGUCUGGACGCUUCAAUUACAUUGCUACCACGGUU
Molecule: messenger RNA, 1168 nt
Organism: Alternaria alternata
Lineage: Eukaryota; Fungi; Ascomycota; Dothideomycetes; Pleosporales; Pleosporaceae
Exons: 2
Coding region: 363-983 (206 amino acids)
Biological process (GO): endoplasmic reticulum to Golgi vesicle-mediated transport
Source: RefSeq, a predicted model, not a curated record